This is a messenger RNA of Aspergillus sclerotioniger CBS 115572, 3611 nucleotides long. RefSeq lists its product as uncharacterized. Gene Ontology annotation, cellular component: HDA1 complex. Lineage: Eukaryota; Fungi; Ascomycota; Eurotiomycetes; Eurotiales; Aspergillaceae. The coding region runs from base 228 to 3611 and encodes 1127 amino acids. The record is from RefSeq and is a predicted model, not a curated record. The transcript is spliced from 6 exons.
CACCACCAGCUCCGGUCACUCAACCCAUCUAAACCUCUCCACCAAAACACCCCUCACCUUCCCCCCCUCCAGCCAUUGCGGCUUUUUCUCGGUGUCACCGCGUCCAUAACACCGCGUUCUCAUUGGAUCACUCCACCCGUCAUUCCCUCCCUAUUGAGCGCCCCAUUGUUCCACGACUCUACCAUGGAUGUUGAUCGCUCUUCUGUCACACUCACUGCUCGUGUAUAAUGUGGCGCAAGCGCAAAGUCCCUUCCCCAAUUUAUACAGGCCACCCAAGCGACACCCGAAGACAACGCUGGAAGGAGCAGCACGUUAUUCAGACAAGUGAGGACGAAGACCAAACUGAGGACAACACCGAAGCGUUGGACGCAGACGAGUGGUAUAUCAAUUGUAUACUGGACGAAACCGAAUCGCAAUACUUGAUCGACUGGGAAGGACCGUGGACUCCGACUUGGGAACCAAAGGAGCACGCCAGCGAGCUUGCAGUACAGGCCUGGGAGGACCGGAAACAAAGAGAUCGGACUCUCCAGAAGGAACCUGAUCAGAGUAACACCCCACCACCACCGCCUCUUUCUGAUGCCCGAGAACACAGCAUAGAACCCUUGAACCCUGGGCCCAACCAGCCCGAGAUCAAAGCUCCGACUGACGAGCCACGGCCUAGAAAACCCUCAGUCUCUCCCCUAUUUGUUCCGCGCGACACUAUACCAGAAUCUCCAAUUGACCCCGGAGUGGUCCCGAUAUCAUCUAGCAACCCUGGUGUGCUUGAGUACGACGCUGCCUUUACGAUCCCGCCCGAACUCAGGCUACCAGACGAAGUUGAAGAGACGUCGAUUACACCUUACCCCGCGGAAACACUACUUUGUACCGAGAAUACAGACGGAUUGGAGGUCUCUGAGAGAACGCCGGAGCCUCCCCACGACAUCUCUUCGAGUCUGUCGGGAGCCCAAAGCGCAGUUGAAACCUUGUCAACCAACCCUGUCGAGGCAGUUGAUGAAAUACCUGAAACGCCAGCUGGCCCAGUUGCUGAACCCGAGACCCAGCAAUCGUGUGUAGUUUCCACCUUCCCAGGCAUUGGACUACAGAACACUGGGAGCUCAAUUGGCAGUCGAGCAAUCCCAGGUACUGGUUUGUCUCCAUCACUCGUGUUUCCUUGUUCCCUGCCAGCAGAGAAUACGAUACCGAGGCGUGCGAGUAUAGUGUCAGAGUCAGUCGCCGCAGGCACGUCGCAAACUACAUCCGAGCAACCUAGUCAAGAUCCGAGCACAUUCUGGAAAUAUCCUACUCGACCAAGGAUCACCAUGGAUACCCCCGAGAAGAAAACGGUGCCUUCCUUGUCCGAAACGAUGGAUAAAUACAGCCAUUUCGAGGGGUCCACACCCAGGGAAAAACUCAGGAAUGCUUAUGCCCAACUACGUGUAAAGGCAAACCCUGGCCCUGAUGCAAGCGGGACACCAUCCUCCGCUGAAGACAUAGAGCCUUCUGCUCCUGUAUCGCUUCCUGAGACAGCGCCACCGCUCAGUGUUCGAGUCGACAAGGAGCCUACACAUCAUACAGAUACCGAAGCAAACCCGGCUACCACGAUGCCCACCGUCGAGCCUGUGGAAAUGGGACUGCCUGAACACUCCCACGUGCAGACUAUUCAGCCCAGCGCAUUAUCAGUCAAUUACACUGAGGAGUCGACGCCUGGAUCGGUUCAUCUUGGUCCGUCGGAGUUUGCCGUGCCGCUUCCAAUGGAUUCCAGGAUUAAGGAUGACUAUGAACGCGUCUUGACCAGUGAAAGUCAGAGCAUUCGCGAUUUUCUCGACAUGACAGGUACUCAAUCUGACACGGAGUAUCAGGGGCCCCUCACAUCGAAAAUGCGCGAGGUCCUAGAACGUCUGAGCAAUAUCUCGACUCAUCCGGACUUGAACAUUGUCGAACACAUCAAAGAAUCAGAGUCGGAACUAGGAAGGGAGGCUGCCUGGGCCGAGUACUCAAGCGCAAAAUUCCUGCUCUUGAGUUAUCUCCUGGAUGCUGCCAGCAUGCGUGAUAUGCACUUGGUCAUCAUGGUGCAAGGCGAGAAGACCCGGCGGGUUGUCGAACGCUAUCUCAUGGGCAAGGGUCUUUCAUAUACGCGCCCACGCCCCGAAAUGGGAUCGGGUACGAAUAUCGAGGUAUCCAUGGUCCGGGAUUCGCUCAGCUUUGGAAUCCAAACCACGCGCAAUGAUGGGAUCGUAGAGACCUACAAAGCCCCUGCCGCUAUCAUCGCUCUAGAUACGUCGUUCAACACCAAGAGUCCCACGGUGGAACAUAUGCGAACCACUUUUGCCCGCAACGGAAAUCUACUCCCUGUGGUCCGCCUGUUGGUAUCCAACUCCAGCGAGCAUAUCGAACUUUGCUUCCCCAAUCUACCAGAAAUUGAACGCAUCCGGCUACUUCUACAGUAUUCCAUCCGUCUCCGUGACGUAGUUGGCGACCUCCAGGAUGACGCGCUUGGGGUGCAGGAGGAUGCUGAGGAGCUUCUAUCAUGUCUUGAAUCGGAUAACUUCAGCGCCCACUGGCCCUUACCUCACAUCGAGCCUCUACGCAUUCUGAGCCCCGAGCAACUCGCAUCCACUCACCAAGAGCUGCAAAGUCGACCUGGUAUCGACAUCCCAUCUGUGACAACACCUCAGAUCCAAAAACGAGCAUUCGCAGAAGAUGGGACCGAGCCAUCGUCGAAGAGACCAAGGAUGGAAGAAUCACUAGAAACAAGUCAGUUCACCGAAUCAACUAAAAUCCCCAAUCAACCCUUGGAUGGCGAGCUCCAAUCACUCGAGGAAAACCUUGUUCAGAUGAAGAAUUCGCAUGCCACAGAAAACGAAAGACUCCAGAAACUCUUGAAAGCAGCCCAGACCCGUCUUCAAGAGAGAGAGCACGUGCUGAACAAGCUCCAACACCGCUACGAAUCCCGAAACAGAGAAUUCCACAAACUUCGACGUGAGCACGAGCGUUUGACUCAAGCCAAAGCCACAGCGGAUCAGCGGGUAGAAAAGCAAAAGGAAGAACUCAUGAAACUCAAAGACGAGCGCACCCAGCUUCGACACGACCUCGAAGAGGCCCGCGAGACCCUCAAAGCAGGCGGGGGCACCACGGCCGAACUCGAGUCCGCAAAGGAAGAAAUCCGCCGUCUCACCAAAGACAACGCCGCACUCGAACGCAAGGCCGACUACGAAGCUCGACAAGCCGAAUACACGCGCGAGCAAUACCAAACAGCCUCGACAGUGGCCGCACAAUCCGGCAACGAACUCCGCCAGCUCCGCGACGAGAACGAAACCCUCAAACGUAAAGUCGCUGGCGACGCCACUCAGCUCCGCGAACUCAACCAGAAAAACGACGAAGCCCGCCAUCUCUCCCGCGUCCUCGAACUGGAAUCCACCCUCACGUCGCGCGAAGAUCUGCUCCGCAGGAAGGAAGAAGAACUUCGGGAAAUUCGCAAGAACCGGCCCUCGACCCGCUCCACCAGCACUCAGCCGCGAAGCCCCAAAUGGACUGCAGGUAAUAGCCGGCCCACGAGCCCUGGCAUCAACAAUGGUUCAUCGCUUGCAGGUCGCGGUAGUGCGCUCAGAUUCAGCUCCGAAAUGCCCCUUUAG